CUACACACUGCUAAAAAUGGCGGCCAUUUCAUAUGGCAAAAUUCAGAAGCAGCAGAAGCAAGAAGCGCUCAAUCCACAAGCGUUCUUCCGUCUAAUUUGCGCUGUUAAAUCUUCUAAUGGAAGUGGUGGUUUAACGUAUCAGACGUCUGAGCUAGGGUUUUAAUUCGUAGCCUUGUUGUGCCUUUUUUGUUUGUUCCGGCAAUGGCGGCGGCGAAUAGUUCAUCAUCAUCGCCGAUGUGCAAUUUGGCGGUACUCGAUACUCUGAACGAAGCUUCAAUUGUAGAAAUGACGGACAGUUGGAAUGCGUUUUGUGUAGCAACUGAAGCGCUGCUGGGAGGUGAAGGCAAUUUGUCGUUCGCUUCCGAUUUCACUUCGCUCGUGCGGAAUCUCUGCAGCCUUGGACUUGAAUCGCUACUUGUCGAACACUUCCUUUGCUCCGUGCAGGAAGCAUUUGAAAAAAAUGCCGCCUCAAGAUUUUGGAAGCAUUUUGCUGUCUACAAAGAUUCUGCAGAUCUUGACAUGGAAGAUUCAGAUCAACUCGGUGAGUUGCAGGAUGUACUACGCAAAGCGUUGGAAGAAAUAGUAUAUGAAAAACAAUACCAGGAGAAAUGUCUUUUGGUGUUAGUUAAUGCUUUAGAGAGGUUCAGAGAAAGAAAAUAUAAGGAGCAGAAGUAUUUAGAGCCUGAGAGAAAUUUAUUGUCAAAAUAUCAGUUUUCUGUAUCUUCAGUGCUCAUGGCCAGUCUACCUAGGCAUUUUCCAGAUGUACUUCACUGGUACUUCAAGCAGCGGUUGGAGGAGUUAAGUGCAAUUAUGGCUAGAGGCUUUGAAAAUGAUAACAAGCCACUUUCUGAUGAUGGAAUGGAUCUAGAUUGCAGAACAGGGGAAAUGGAUAUUGAUGAAACCCAUCAUGAUAAAACCAUUUUAGGAAACAACAAAUUAGUAAGGAGCAUUGGAGUGGUUGUUCGUGAUCUUAGGAGCCUUGGAUUUACAUCAAUAGCUGAGGAUGCCUAUGCAUCUGCUAUAUUUCUGUUACUUAAGGCUAAAGUACAUGAGCUGGCUGGUGACGAGUUUAGGUUCUCAGUGUUAGAAUCCAUUAAAGGGUGGAUACAGGCUGUCCCACUUCAAUUUUUACACGCACUUCUUGCUUACCUAGGUGAUUCCAAUGGCAUUGAGUGCCCUUCUCCUGGUUUGAAAUCUCCCUUAGCAUCUCAACCAUCUUUUACAUAUAAUGGAAGUGAAAUUCCUUCUGAGGAGCUUGUUCGUUGGAAGCUGCGCCUAGAAUAUUAUGCUUAUGAAACAUUGCAAGAUCUAAGAAUAGCCAAGCUUUUUGAAAUUAUUGUCGACUACCCAGACAGUGCCCCUGCAAUUGAAGACUUGAAGCAGUGCCUUGAAUAUACCGGGCAGCAUGCAAAGCUUGUUGAUUCUUUCAUAGCUGCUUUAAAAUUUCGCUUACUCACAGCUGGUGCCUCCACCAAUGAUAUCUUGCAUCAAUAUGUUUCAACUAUUAAAGCUCUUCGAACAAUAGAUCCAGCUGGUGUUUUCCUUGAAGCUGUUGGGGAACCAAUAAGAGAAUACUUGAGGGGAAGGAAGGACACCAUUAAAUGCAUAGUGACUAUGCUCACUGAUGGGGCUGGUGGUAAUUCUAGUGGACCAGGAACCGCUGGAGACAGCCUUCUUGAAGAAUUAAACAGAGAUGAAGAAAAUCAAGAGAAUUCUGGGCUUGACGAUGAUGCCAACACUGAUGACAAGCAAGCUUGGAUUAAUGCCCAAAGUUGGGAACCUGAUCCGGUAGAGGCAGAUCCUUUGAAGGGUGGUAGAAAUCGAAGGAAAGUUGAUAUUCUUGGUAUGAUUGUUGGAAUAAUUGGUUCCAAGGACCAGCUGGUGAAUGAGUACCGUGUAAUGCUAGCUGAAAAGCUUCUCAAUAAAUCUGAUUAUGACAUUGACUCAGAGAUACGUACUUUGGAACUUCUCAAGAUUCAUUUCGGUGAGAGCAGCAUGCAGAGGUGUGAAAUAAUGCUCAAUGAUCUAAUUGAUUCCAAAAGGACUAAUACAAAUAUAAAAGCAACCCUCAAAAAACAACCUCAACCAGUUGCUGAAGUAGGAGAACUUGAGUUAUCUCUGGGCAAUCUUAAUGCUACCAUUAUAUCGUCCAAUUUCUGGCCACCCAUCCAGGAGGAGGCACUUAAUAUACCUCGACCAGUGGAUCAGCUCCUAACUGAUUAUUCCAAUAGGUUCCAUGAAAUUAAGACCCCACGCAAACUUGUUUGGAAGAAAAAUCUUGGAACUGUAAAGUUAGAGCUGCAAUUUGAAGACAGAACAAUGCAGUUCUCAGUCACACCUCUUCACGCUUCUAUCAUAAGUCAAUUCGAAGACCAAACUAGUUGGACUUCGAAGAAUCUUGCUGCUGCAGUCGGUGUACCUGUAGAUGUCUUGAAUAAAAGGAUUUACUUUUGGAUAAACAAGGGAAUUCUAGCAGAAUCAAUCCAAGAGUCAGGUGACCACGACUUUACUCUGGUGGAGGCCCUAGUCGAGAGUGGAAAAGCUGGACCCAACAGUGGCGGAAGCUGUGAAGAGCUUUUGGCUGGCGAUGAGGAUGCAGAGAUAUCCGUAGCAUCCGUUGAAGAUCAACUACGUAAAGAAAUGACUGUUUACGAGAAAUUUAUCAUGGGGAUGCUUACAAAUUUCGGCAGCAUGGCUUUGGACCGGAUACACAACACGCUCAAGAUGUUUUGCAUAAGUGAUCCUGCCUAUGAUAAGUCACUGGAGCAGCUGCAAAGCUUUCUGGCGGGCCUUGUCGCCGAAGAGAAGCUUGAAUUCAGAGAUGGAAUGUACUUCUUGAAGAAAUAAGAUGGCCUCGAGGUAACUGUUUAUCGUUUCUCUUUUACACUUCACGCUAGUUAAUGUGUUAUUAGAAAUAUUUUGGUUUAGGAAAAAGGCCAAAUGGGUGUUUUGGAGAUUGAAAAGAUGACUCUUUAGAUAUGCUAAUGGGUAAUAUAUUACAACGUUUUGUCCAAAAAAAAGAUGAUUGUAUGGCUGGGUACGGGGCUAAAAAAAUUGCACCUUCUGUGUCUUAAAAGUGUGAUCAAAACUUUUGAGUAUGGAGAUUGGAAGAAAUAGUAUUUUAAUACUCCCUUUGUCCCGGCUAUCUAUAUAUGUUUUAAUGUAAACACAAGAAUUUAGAAAUUGUAUAAUUAGUAAAUAAUUAAGAAUGUAUUAGUGAAAAUAAUUAUCGUAUAAUAAAAAUAUGUAUGUGUUUCUUUUGAUGAGUUUGGAAAAAAUGUGGUUUGGGUUUUACAUGAAAAUAAUGUUUGAUUAGAUGUUUUGUGAGAUGAAAAAUAUAUUUUUUUCGGGAAACGCAGAGUUUAAAUAGUAAAAUUUGGGAAAAUUAUGCUAAAGAAAAUAAGAUUAAAAUGUAUAAAAAUGACAAAAUAAAUGAGGUGGGUGAAAAUGGAAAGGUGGACAUAAUGAGUGGGACGGAUGGAGUAUUAUUUUUGUACUUUUAUAAAGGUAAAAAUUGAAACUUUUAUGGGGUUAGUAAUACUACACUUUUUGGAUUAAAAUAUAAUAGGUAUAAGAAAUAUAUGGAGUCCGUGAAUAGCAAUGGUGAAAAUAAAUAUAUAUAUUCCCUUCGUCUCAUUGAAAAGUUGUCAUUUUAUAUUUGUGUUCGUUCCAAAACAAGGUUACUAUUUUCUAAUUUAUAUAUAUUUCUUCCAACUUACACUAUAUUACAUAAAUGUUAUUACUUUUAUAUUACA
Molecule: messenger RNA, 3755 nt
Organism: Andrographis paniculata
Lineage: Eukaryota; Viridiplantae; Streptophyta; Magnoliopsida; Lamiales; Acanthaceae
Product: anaphase-promoting complex subunit 2
Exons: 16
Coding region: 202-2847 (881 amino acids)
Biological process (GO): ubiquitin-dependent protein catabolic process
Cellular component (GO): anaphase-promoting complex
Molecular function (GO): ubiquitin protein ligase binding
Source: RefSeq, a predicted model, not a curated record